Molecule: messenger RNA, 1575 nt
Organism: Penicillium angulare
Lineage: Eukaryota; Fungi; Ascomycota; Eurotiomycetes; Eurotiales; Aspergillaceae
Exons: 6
Coding region: 1-1575 (524 amino acids)
Biological process (GO): transmembrane transport; carbohydrate transport
Cellular component (GO): membrane
Molecular function (GO): carbohydrate:proton symporter activity
Source: RefSeq, a predicted model, not a curated record
AUGUCUGUUGAUCUAGAUUCACUUGACGAGGGAGGGAAACAUGUUUCUACGGAGAUGGUCGAAAGCAUAUCUCAGACUUAUGAAUAUGAUGAAGCCAACGAGGGAAUAUGGGCUGCAGCAAAAAAGAACCCUAAAGUAAUUCUCUACAGCGUGACUGCUUGUGUGAGUUCAAUGCUUUGGGGGUUUGAUAUCGGAGUUAACUCAAUUACCGUUGCACUGCCGGGGUUUAAAAUGGUCUUUGGAUACGAGUAUGGCGGUGAACUCCUAAUUUCAGCCACUUGGAAUGCCCUUUGGACAGCGAUGACAUCGCUUGGGAUGCUGGUUGGAAGUAUUAUCUGCGGCUACGCAUCGGAUCGUGGCGGUCGACGACUUGGAUUUGGAAUAGGCUCUGCUCUGUCCUUUCUUGGGGUUGGACUUGAAUAUGCUGCCAGCGAACCUGGUAUGCUUUUAGCCGGCAAAAUAAUUAACGGGUUAUCACUCGGGUUCUUCCUCACACUCAGCUCUAUAUACGCGUCGGAAAUCGCGCCUACUGCUUUACGUCCUUCCCUAACUGCAAUGGUCAACUUCUUCAUCAAUGCUGGUCAACUGAUGGCUAUCGGAAUUGGGAAUACGCGGUUUUCCUUAUUGGCUCCGGUAUCCUACAAGGUAAUCUUUGCCGCACAGUGGGCCUUUCCCUGCUUUAUUGCCUUGGCUGCCAUAUUUAUCCCGGAGAGCCCAUGGUAUCUUUGUCGAAAGGGUCACAUUGUACAGGCGAAAAAGAGUCUUGGUAGACUUCAUUUGAAGAACACUAACACAGAAUUGAUUCUAAAGGAAAUACAAACUGCUAUUGCUGCUGAGAAUGCAAUCGCUAACAUACAAAAAGACGUAUCUUACUUAGAUUGCUUCAAGGGCACCAAUUGGCGCAGGACUCGCAUUUCCUGUGGAAUGUUUGCCGUGCAGCAGUUUACUGGUAUUGCAUUCUACUCUCAAUCUUUAUACUUCUUGGGUAUUUCUGGUCUGCCCACCGCUCUUACUUUCCAACUAGCCCUUGGAGGGUUUGGUGUAGCCAUGCUUGGGAACAUUGCCUCGUGGUUCAUCAUGAACUAUGUCGGACGUCGACCGUUAAUUCUGAUUGGUAUCAUUCUUAACGGGCUUUGCCUAAUGUCUGUUGGGAUCGCUGGGUGUUUCACUACCAUGGCUGCUAUGUACUACACCGGCUAUGUGAUGAACUUCGCUCAACUGUUCUAUGCCCCCACAGUCGGAGCUGUCAGUUGGACCAUCAGUGCCGAGGUUAGCUCAAUCAAAGUCCGAGCUAAAACCCAAAGCUUGGCGAUUGUUACAAACGCGCUGGUUAGCUGGGCGAUGAACUUUAUUGCGCCAUACCUCAUCAAUACUGAUCAAGCAAAUCUAGGAGGAAAAGCUGCAUUUGUGUGGAUGGCUUUGUGUUUUGUUAGUCUGGGUUGGGCAUGGUUCGAAGUUCCAGAGCUCAAAGAUCGUACUUAUACCGAGCUUGACGAUAUCUUUGCACAGAAGGUGCCAACAAGAAAAUUUCAACAGGCCAAAAUCAGCCGUGGCCAAAGUGCCACAGAUGUUUGA